CUAUGAAUAGAGAAACAUAUCGCUCUUAGAAUUUUUAAAAAUUCUCACAUACAAAAAAAAAAAGAAGAAAAAAGUUUAAGAUUUUUUUUUUGUUAUAAAAGAAACCCCAAGAAAAAGACGUUAAUAAGAAAAAUGUGUUUAACUGAAAAGAAGUGGUAGCUAAGAGAAAAGAAAGUACAAAAUCAUAAGAAUUUUUCAUAUAUAUAUAUAUAUGCAAAAAAAAAAGAAAGAAUAAACAAUUGUUAUAUAAACAAAAACCACACAUAAAGACCAACAAGUGCAGUGAAGUGUUAAAAGAAUUACCUAAAAGAAAUUUCUACAAAAACAAACAAAACUCCACAAAAGAAAAUUUUGGAUAUACCAUUGCAUAAAGGAUUUCACACAUACCCAGACAUUAAAGAUGAAUCAAACGUGCAAAGUUUGUGGUGAGCCUGCUGCUGGCUUUCAUUUUGGUGCCUUUACUUGUGAAGGAUGCAAGUCAUUCUUUGGCCGCUCCUACAAUAAUCUCUCCUCGAUCAGUGAGUGCAAAAACAAUGGCAAAUGCAUUAUUGACAAAAAGAAUCGCACCACGUGCAAGGCUUGCCGCUUGCGCAAAUGCUACACAGUGGGCAUGUCCAAGGGUGGCUCACGCUAUGGCCGUCGCUCCAAUUGGUUUAAGAUACACUGCCUACUGCAGGAACAGCAACAACAAGCUGUCGAGGCGGCAACCAAAGCGGCUGCCAAUGGCAGUGUACCUCCAAAUUCAUCGGCCGCCGGUUCACCCUUUGGCGAUAUGGCUGCUGCAGCCGCUGCUGCUGCCGCCCAACAACAAUUCUCGCAACGUACUUCUCAUUUGACGGCUGGUGCUCCCCAUAUGGGUUAUCCUUCUUAUUUGCCGGAUAUGUCUGCUGGACCCUUUAUGUCUGCUGCCGCUUUGCCCUUCUUUAGUAUGAUGAAUUCCAUACCCGCCAUGGGUGCUACAGCAUCUCCUUCCUCGGCCUUUCAAAUGCCUCCUCAUAUACUAUUUCCUGGCUAUCAUCCAGCCGCUGCUGCAGCCGCUGCUGAUGCUGCCUAUCGUUCGGAGAUGUAUAAACAUAGACAAUCUGUAGACUCUGCUGCCUCCGGAGAGUCUUUGUCCCGCUUCUCACCCACCAAUCAUUCAGUGCAUUCUUUGACUCAUGAAGAACCUCUAGCCCAACAGCACCCCCAUUCCGCACGGCAAUCCCCUGAACUAUGUGUCUCUGGGGAUGAUGAUGAACAUGAAGGCAAUUACAUGCAAACCCACCACACCUCAGCCUCCUCCCAUCAUUCCAUCUCCCCUGUCUCCACACAUCAUCAACAUCAAAUUCACAGUCCCAUUGCUGUGAGAGCAUCGCCUACUGGCCCAGCCCCCUUGCAACAUACCACACCACCACCACCACCACCCCAAAGUAACAGCCCUGCACUAACCACUCAUCAUACCUCCUCCCCUGAGCCUUCGUUUGCUGCCAAAAUGGAGUCACUCUCGCCUGUUUCCGUGUGCUCCAUUACCCAUGAGACUGCACCUGCCAACCAUUUGGAGGAGCCCAUGAAUCAAGAUGGACCCAUGGACUUGAGCAUGAAAACCUCCCGCAGCUCGGUCAAUAGUGACAGCGAUAUGCUGAGUGAGGCCAGCGAGGAAGAGCGUCAACAUAGCAUGCGACGCAAAUUCUUUCAUCUUAGUAAUGAAGCUGAAAACUCCGAAAAUUCUUCAGACUCUGAGGCCAGCAAAAGGCAAAAACUGGCCGCGGAGAGUAGCUAUCACUUUGCUCCCCAUUCACAUGCCCAAAGAGGCAUUGUAUGCGUUUAGAAAAAAAAAAAAAAAACUUAAACAAUAACAGCAACAAAAAGAAGUACCAAAACCACCUCGUAUAACAACAGAAAAGCAAACCAUUUAUAGUCAAUGCAAACCUUUAGUUAGUAGUAUAACAAGCCCCAGCCCCAAUUCUCUCUCAACCAAAAGCCACAAUUGUAUAUAAAAGCCUAGAGCCCAUUGUUGUUAAGAAAAAAAAAAACUUACAACAGUCUGCCUAGGCAACCCCAAUUAAAAAAUGAGAAAUUCCAAAUACUAGUUUCAUAAGUUGUUUAGUGAAUUUUUAAUAUUUAAGUUUUCAUAUUAAUAUUAUAAAUUUUUUUUUUAAAUUUUUUAGUUAUUAUUUUGAUUGUUUAUACCAAAAUAUUGUACAUAGAAUUUUUUCUUAAUUUUAAUUGAUUAUUCUUUGGCAAGCCUUUUCCAUAGUUCUAGGUUUAUAAUUCAUUAGUUUUCACGUUGACAGGGCCUUUGGCUCGCAAAAUUGUAUAUAUACUCCUAAAGAAAUUUUGAUUGCAACAAUUGUAUUAUUUUUUAAAAAUUCUAAUUAUACAUUACUUUUACAUAUUAUAAAAAAAAACCCCAAGCGUAUUG
This is a messenger RNA of Stomoxys calcitrans (stable fly), 2401 nucleotides long. RefSeq names its product zygotic gap protein knirps (gene kni). The transcript is spliced from 3 exons. NCBI's taxonomy places the organism in Eukaryota, Metazoa, Arthropoda, Insecta, Diptera, Muscidae. Gene Ontology annotation, biological process: regulation of DNA-templated transcription. The record is from RefSeq and is a predicted model, not a curated record. The coding region runs from base 401 to 1807 and encodes 468 amino acids. Gene Ontology annotation, molecular function: zinc ion binding; DNA-binding transcription factor activity; sequence-specific DNA binding.